This is a messenger RNA of Fundulus heteroclitus (mummichog), 2579 nucleotides long. RefSeq names its product guanine nucleotide binding protein (G protein), beta 5b (gene gnb5b). The transcript has 13 exons. NCBI's taxonomy places the organism in Eukaryota, Metazoa, Chordata, Actinopteri, Cyprinodontiformes, Fundulidae. Gene Ontology annotation, biological process: G protein-coupled receptor signaling pathway; G protein-coupled dopamine receptor signaling pathway. Gene Ontology annotation, molecular function: signaling receptor complex adaptor activity; protein binding. Gene Ontology annotation, cellular component: heterotrimeric G-protein complex; cytoplasm. The coding region runs from base 164 to 1351 and encodes 395 amino acids. The record is from RefSeq and is a predicted model, not a curated record.
AGUCACGGCUAAGACACCUUCCUAAGAAGCUUACUGAGUCCUGUCUGUCCCUCGCUGAUCAAUCCGCCUCACUGGAACAACUCCGCACAGAUCUACAGGAACAGCUACCUGCUGUGUGGAGGAAAAUUUCUCUUCUCUGGCGUGUCAGUGAUCCUCUGCAGCCAUGUGUGACCAGACGUUCAUGGCGGCCACUUUUGGCCCGUGUGACAACUGCAGCAAGGCGAGUCCUCUGAUGAACAUCUACAUUAAGACCGAGGCCAUCAACUACUGCUCCUUCUGCAUGGAAAUGAUGGCUUGUCAGGGGCUCCAGAAAGGGGAGACCCUGGCAUCCCUGAAGAAGGAGAGCGAGAGUCUGAAGAAGAAGCUGGAGGAGGAGCGGGGCAAGCUGAACGACGUGGAGCUGCAUCAGGUGGCCGAGAAGGUUGAGGCGGUGGCCGCGCUCUCCUUGAAGACCAGGCGUGUUCUGAAAGGUCAUGGCAAUAAGGUGCUGUGCAUGGACUGGUGCAAGGACAAGCGUCGCCUGGUCAGCUCCUCACAGGAUGGUAAGGUGAUUGUCUGGGAUGCAUUUACUCUUAAUAAGGAGCACGGAGUGACCCUGCCUUGCACAUGGGUUAUGGCAUGUGCAUAUGCUCCUUCCGGUUGUGCUGUGGCAUGCGGCGGCUUGGACAACAAGUGCUCAGUGGUCCCGCUGUCACUAGACAGAAACGAGAAUCUGGCAGCAAAGAAGAAGUCGGUCGCCAUGCACACCAACUAUUUAUCAGGAUGCUCCUUCACCAACUCAGACAUGCAGCUGCUGACCUCCAGUGGGGAUGGCACGUGUGCCCUGUGGGACGUGGAGAGUGGGCAGCUGCUGCAGAGCUUCCACGGUCACACAGCGGACGUCUUGUCCCUGGACCUCGCUCCCUCCGAGACCGGGAACACCUUUGUGUCCGGGGGCUCUGACAUGAAGGCCAAUGUGUGGGACAUGCGCUCGGGACAGAACAUCCAGUCUUUCGAAAGCCACGAGUCUGAUAUCAACUGUGUGAAGUACUACCCCAGUGGAGAUGCAUUUGCGUCUGCAUCCGAUGACGCCACGUGCCGUUUCUACGACCUGCGAGCUGACCGUGAAGUCGCCGUCUACCAGAAGGACAGCAUCAUAUUUGGCGCCUCCACUGUGGACUUCUCUCUAAGCGGUCGCCUCCUCUUCGCUGGGUAUAAUGACUACACCAUCAACGUCUGGGACGUUUUGAAGGGAACUCGUGUUUCUAUCCUUUUUGGCCAUGAGAACCGCAUCAGCAGGGUGCGGGUGUCCCCUGACGGCGCGGCGCUCUGCUCGGCCUCCUGGGACAGCAGCUUACGGAUUUGGGCCUAGAGUCGCCUAAAUGGCUCAGUUCAAGUGAACUCCACGGCGUCAGCUCUCCUGCCUGAUAUCAGCUCUCCUGAUUGAUGCCAAACUUCAGCUCCACACAGAAGUUCAAUCGCUUCCAAAAUGUGAAGAUGCAUCAGUUCAUCUACAACCGAAGCUGCACAUCUUAAACCUUGUUGUUAGUUGUCAUGGCUGAACACACAGGGCCUUCUAAAUGUUUUCAUACCCCUCCAACCUUCUGCAGAUUUCCUCACAGAAAUGUUAGGUGUCAGUACUCCACAAAUGAGUGCAUGAUUGUGACGUGGAAAGAAAAAGAUGAAUAGAUCAAUCCUCCCAUCAACUCUAACCCGUUUUCCUACCUCUGAUAAGGAAAAGCGUCACCACAGCAUGAUGCUGCCACCACCAUGCUGCACUGUGGGGAUGGCAUGUUGAGGUUUAGGAUUCUGUGCAGAGUCACACAGCGUUUUGCACCCAAAGGUUAACUUUUGGUCUGAUGUCGCCAGAGCUCUUUAUUCCACAUGAUUGCUGUCGUCUUGGCAACAGGACGACAGCAACCACACAGAGGUGGGCAACGGACUUCCUGCAGGGGGUAUCACACUACUGGGGGGUGAAUACAUAGCCCCGCCACACCUUCCAGACUUGAGCUUGUAAAGGAUUUUGAAAACUAUUCCCCCCUUUUCUUUGACUUCAUAAUUAUGCACUACUUCUUGUACGUAUAUCAGAUUUAAAUGAAACACAUUCAAGUUUGGGAUUGCAAUGUGACAACGUGAAAAAGUUUAAGCUUGUGCGCGUUUAAGGCACUACAUCCUGUAUCCUAUAUCAUUCCUUUCGAAAAUGUUUUAUCACUUAUGGAGAUGGUAGUUAUCAUCUAUUAUGUUGCUCACCGAUGUUGAUAUUGUCCAUAGAAGUCAGACUGAGAGAAAAAGAUCCUGGUAAAAGCAUUUUUAUGCACUGAAUGCUGCGAUGAAUGAAACAGUACUGACAAGCAUGUAAGAGCAAGAUGUUAGUUGUUCUUGUUUUGUUAUUUUAAAUGUAUUUAUUAGACUUAAGAUUAAUGGCUGCAUACCUGAAUUUUAGUCAGGAUCACGAGUUUUCCUUUCCAGCGGGUUGGGAAGCACAACUGAUGCACCUUAUGGCAUAAAGGAAGACAUAUUAAACAACCACAGCUGUUGCAAUGUUAAUAGAAGGUGUUUCAACUACUUUGAUCAUCACAAAUAAAAACAGUUGCAGAGUG